AUGCCGCUUUGCAGGGGUUCCAAGGCGAAUUACUGGGCUUGUAUGCAACACUAUGCUCAGCCAACGCAAGGCAACUCUUUCUCUCCUCUCGCCCUUGCCCUCCCAGCCACUAUCACUGCCCAAGCUCAGACUGUUACUAACUGCACCGUCUUCAACUGGGACGGAAAUAACCCGUCCAUAACGACCUAUCCGCCCCAACGCGUCUCCGGCGCUUCCUCAUGCCCUGAGACAUUGUCAAACCUCACCUGUGCUCUGUCAGCGUCAGGUUACGCCCAGUAUCCUGGAAGGGUCAAUAUCACCCACGUCGCCACGGACAUAUUCGCUUCUGUUGUGAUGGAGACCGUGCGUAGCACCACGCUUUUGGCGCCGGCGUUCAACAACAACGUGAUUGGGUCUAUUGACGCAACUCGCAUUCUGCGAUCCGGGCAAUCAGCGUAUCUCAGUUUCACAGCAUACAAGUUUUGCUAUACCGGUACGCUCUAUCCGCUCGAGGCCAGUUGCGGAAUCCUGUCAGGGGUUGAUCUAGAUUCCUACGUGUUGUAUCUGGGUGAAUCAGGCUUUUCUGUCACUUAUCGAGACCAGAAGUAUCACCUCUCUCCCUUCAAGACCCGACUUGACGACGCAUUCCUCAUCGCACUCAAAAACAGGUCCUUUACAGAUGAGCCAGCACCGCAUCCGCACCGGAGACCUAUCGCAAACAGUUAG
Molecule: messenger RNA, 705 nt
Organism: Aspergillus nidulans FGSC A4
Lineage: Eukaryota; Fungi; Ascomycota; Eurotiomycetes; Eurotiales; Aspergillaceae
Exons: 5
Coding region: 1-705 (234 amino acids)
Source: RefSeq, a predicted model, not a curated record